UCCGCUCAGAGUGAUCCUGGAGACUAUGAGUUUGAUGAAUCGCAUGACUUCGACGAGCUAAUUGAUGGCUUGUUUCGUGCUCGAGUUCUCGGUAAAUUUGUCACACACAUGUUCCCAUUCAUGGCUGAUCGUACCUCAGGUGCCGUACCAAAACCUCGAGACGGAUCUUGGGACCUGUUGUACAACAUAGUCAUAGCCAUUGGUGCAUUUGCCGGUGGCCUGGUCGAUACGAACAUCGACUUGACAUACUACAAUAUUGCCAAAGAUAGCAUAUCCCUGUCCCUGCUGGAAAAAGGUUCAAUAUGCUAUGUUCAGGGAUUGGCGCUCAUGGCAAACUACUUACAGAAGAGGAACAAGCCAAACGCUGGUUUUGCCAUGAUCGGAAUCGCGUGGUCAAUGGCUCUUUCGAUAGGCCUACAUCGGGAGUUCGACAGUCCAUCCGCUUCUGUAUACAACAUGGAAAUACGGAGACGAACUUGGUGGACUCUGUUUGUCUUCGUCUCUGGACAUCAGUUGACAUUCGGACGGCCCCCUGCCUCCCUUAUUGGCAUCAAUCUAGGACCUCCCACCAACCUGGAUGACAAGGACUUGGCAGUCGACAUGUUCUCAUUGCCUGCGGCCAGAGAUGGGCCGACGACAGCAACGGCCCUAGUCGCCCAAAUCAAGCUCGCCAGUAUCGGGAACAUGGUCCAGUCUGAGCUACUGACUCAUCAGGUUCCUGCACUUGAGACAGCCCAACAUCUUGAUCAACAGAUAACAACCUGGCUAGCCGAGCUGCCAGCAUACUACGAUCUGAAGAUCACACUGUCGAUGCGAUUCGAGCUUGCCAAACGCAUUCUCAUCUGGAGAUCAUACCAUCUUCGCAUCGUCCUGUUCAGACCUUUCCUCUUCCGUGCAGUGGCCAAGAAUGCCCGACUGUCACCUGAUGAUCGUGGUGUCUGGACUUGUAUCGAGACGGCGGAUACUUGCGUGGACUCGGUGCACAACUUUGUCACGAACAACACAGACUGCAGACGCGGGUUUGCUUGGUAUGCGACGUACUGGUUGCUUACCGCCAGUGUAGUACAUGCUACGUGCUUGGCAUAUGCACCAAACCAUGUGUCGAGAGAUGGUUGGAGGAACAAACUCGAGCUUGCUGUUCAAGCUCUUUGUCAGUUGAGUCGAGCUCAGUCCAUGGCAGAUCACGCGCAGAAGGUGUUGAGUAGACUUCUCGGUAUUUCCAGCUCAUCUGCUACCUCCGCGACACCGUCGAUGCAGCCAAAUGAUCAGUGGCACGCUGUCGGCAAUGCCACCUCCGCUAACCCUGGAGACGGUUCUCAUCCUGCUAACGACAUACAAGAGAUGCUAGAUCCGAUCUUAAUGAGCGAGAACAUGGCAGUACCAAACACCUCUGCAGACCUCCUAUGGUUAUGGUCUCAAAGUGCAGACACAGACUUUCUAGAUGCUGCGGGAAACUUUAUGCUGCAAAACAAU
This is a messenger RNA of Aureobasidium uvarum, 1473 nucleotides long. The record is from the annotation of a GenBank genome assembly. NCBI's taxonomy places the organism in Eukaryota, Fungi, Ascomycota, Dothideomycetes, Dothideales, Saccotheciaceae.